GUUUCUUCACCAUGAGCCGGAGGAGGAUAUCCUGCAAGGAUCUGGGACACGCUGACUUCCAGGGGUGGUUGUACAAGAAAAAGGAAAAAGGGACCUUCCUCAGCAACAAAUGGAGAAAGUUCUGGGUUGUGCUCAAGGGGGCAUCCCUGUAUUGGUACGGCAAUCAGAUGGCAGAGAAAGCUGACGGAUUCAUCAACUUGCCAGAUUUUGCUGUGGACAGAGCUGCUGAAUGCAAGAAAAAACAUGCUUUUAAGAUCAGCCAUCCACAGAUCAAGACUUUUUAUUUUGCAGCAGAGAAUGUGCAGGAAAUGAACAUGUGGUUAAAUAAGCUUGGGUUAGCUGUAAUCCGUCUUGCAACCACAGGAAAAGAUGAAGAAUGCUACAGUGAAAGUGAGCAUGAGGAUCCUGAAAUAGCUGUGGAGACGCCACCCCCUCCCUACUCUGCUGAGCCUCCAUCGCAUUUGGGUCCACAGGAAGCAUCUUCAUCUUCACUUGUAUUGAGUGAACCAUCCUGCUCUUUUUCUUCCCUGGAGAGUUCAGUCAAGUCACCCAGCAGUUCUUCUUCUUCCACAUCUAAAACAAGCUACCCAGAAAGGCAGUCUUGGCUCGACAUUGUUAACAAUUCCUCUACUUCUAUAGAUGUGGGACAAUCCAUAAUGGUUCAGAUCCACUCACCUGCCCUCCAAGCAGAGGCCUCAGAAAAUGGACUUGUCAAAUCUGACAGUGGGUUUCUGAACUCUUUGUCUAGUGAGGAGACGUCCUCACUCAACAGCAGUUUAGAUCAUCUCUCUGUUCCUGACGACACGAUAGGACUCAAGACACCAGAUAGAGAACAGACAAAAGGUCUUGAAGAUGAUGAAAUGGAAAAGCUUUACAAAUCUCUAGAACAAGCUAGUUUAUCUCCUAUUGGGGAUAGGCGACCUUCAACCAAAAAGGAGUUGAGGAAGUCUUUUGUUAAGCGGAGCAAAAAUCCAUCCAUCAAUGAGAAACUCCACAAAAUCCGGACGUUGAAUAGCACAUUAAAGUGUAAAGAACAUGAUUUAGCGAUGAUUAACCAGUUGCUGGAGGAUCCAAAGUUGACGGCAAAGAAGUAUAGAGAAUGGAAGAGCACAAACAGCUUAUUGGUUCAGGAGAUCUAUCAGCAGCAGAGUGCAAAGAUUGCCACUGAAGGGCUUUAUCUGGAACCAGAGGGACAGCUUUCCUUUACUCGUGUGGAAAGUUCUAUUUGACAUCAAGCCAGAACUCUCUCCCUACCUUAUUUUAUCCCAAGCAACCCUUUAAGCU
Molecule: messenger RNA, 1284 nt
Organism: Gracilinanus agilis (Agile Gracile Mouse Opossum)
Lineage: Eukaryota; Metazoa; Chordata; Mammalia; Didelphimorphia; Didelphidae
Gene: IPCEF1
Product: interaction protein for cytohesin exchange factors 1
Exons: 8
Coding region: 12-1229 (405 amino acids)
Source: RefSeq, a predicted model, not a curated record